CAGUCAAGGCACCAUUUAAAUUGAUGGACAGUCCCGAGGCACCCUUUAAAAUUAUGGACAGUCCCGAGGCACCCUAUAAAAUUAUGGACAGUCCCGAGGCACCCUUUAAAAUUAUGGACAGUCCAGAGGCACCCUAUAAAAUUAUGGACAGUCCAGAGGCACCCUUUCAAAUUGUGAACAGUCCCGAGGCACCCUUUAAAAUUAUGGACAGUCCCGAGGCACCCUAUAAAAUUAUGGACAGUCCCGAGGCACCCUUUCAAAUUGUGAACAGUCCCGAGGCACCCUUUCAAAUUGUGGACAGGCCCGAGGCACCCUUCAUAAUUAUAAAGGUCAAGGCACCAUUUAAAUUGAUGGACUGUCCCGAGGCACCCUUUAUAAUUAUGGACAGUCCCGAGGCACCCUAUAAAAUUAUGGACAGUCCCGAGGCACCCUUUAUAAUUAUGGACAGUCCCGAGGCACCCUAUAAAAUUAUGGACAGUCCAGAGGCACCCUAUAAAAUUAUGGACAGUCCCGAGGCACCCUUUAAA
Staurois parvus is the source of this 527-nucleotide messenger RNA. NCBI's taxonomy places the organism in Eukaryota, Metazoa, Chordata, Amphibia, Anura, Ranidae. The record is from the annotation of a GenBank genome assembly.